AAAAUUAUGGGAAGCUAAACGCGCCUCUUUCUCUCUGCUCUUUCAGUCCCGACUAGCUAAUUAUAUGCUCUGCUGUUCAAACUGAAGAUCUGAAAACUUCUCCGACGAAUCGCCGGCAAUUGCUCCGGUUCCAGAUGUUUUGAUUCUUGCGUAAGAAAACUUUAAACUGAAGUCAUGGUGGGCUGGCAGCGACAUUUGCAGUCUAUACUUCGUCAGACUGGGAAAAGAUUAGAGUGCAGUUGCAAUGGUUCAUUCAGCUCUUCUCCUUAUCACUCAAAGGCUUCUCUUGUAAUGGGUGAUAUGCCUUUUCUGCGGAAUCUGCAGAAUUCAACUUCUCCAAGCUUUUCAAGUCCUUUAUAUCAAUAUCUGCAGCAGCUGGGUUUUACCAGCUCAAGUAAGGUACUGGCAGACUCAUCUGAGGCAUCACCAAUUCCUUCUCCAUUGACACCAGUUUUGGCAUUAAAUAGUGGAAAAACUGAAGCCCAAAAAGCAGUUUCUAAACCUUCAAAUGUUCAAGCAAUUCUAAAAGGCAUUAAACAGAUUAUCGUUUGUUACCUGGAGGAAUUACAAGAAAGCGAGACUACGAUCCACAAAUUGACACAUAAGACUCACCUUUUACUUGGGAAUAGAGUGGGGAAAUGUAGCAUGUCACAAGAGCUAGUCGAGGUUUGGAACCCUACUUCAAGAGGGACGCCUCACAAGCCGGGCUUUUAG
Ilex paraguariensis (yerba mate) is the source of this 714-nucleotide messenger RNA. The record is from the annotation of a GenBank genome assembly. NCBI's taxonomy places the organism in Eukaryota, Viridiplantae, Streptophyta, Magnoliopsida, Aquifoliales, Aquifoliaceae.